Medicago truncatula (barrel medic) is the source of this 3665-nucleotide messenger RNA. RefSeq names its product DExH-box ATP-dependent RNA helicase DExH10. The coding region runs from base 103 to 3057 and encodes 984 amino acids. The record is from RefSeq and is a predicted model, not a curated record. Gene Ontology annotation, biological process: RNA catabolic process; maturation of 5.8S rRNA. Gene Ontology annotation, molecular function: RNA helicase activity; RNA binding; ATP binding. The transcript has 16 exons. NCBI's taxonomy places the organism in Eukaryota, Viridiplantae, Streptophyta, Magnoliopsida, Fabales, Fabaceae. Gene Ontology annotation, cellular component: nucleus.
AAAAAAUCGUACCGCAAAACCACAGGGAAACGAAGCUAGGGUUUAUCUCUCUCAAUCAAAAUCGAACUCCAUUUUCCGCUCAAAUUUUCAUCUCAGGCGAAAAUGGAGCAAGAACCAGCAAUGGAGCAGGAAUCAACAACACUCGGAAAACGAAGUGAACCGGAACCGGUUUCCACCGCCGACGGCGGCGACACUUCUUCACAACCAAAAAAAUGCCGCAGUUCAGAAUGCACCUGCGUUCACGAAGUAGCAGUUCCAAUCAAUUACACCUCAACGAAAGACGAAUCACUUCACGGAACACUAUCCAACCCCCUCCACAACGGUACCAUGGCUAAAACCUAUCCUUUCACACUUGAUCCAUUUCAACAAGUAUCAAUUGCAUGUCUCGAACGAAACGAAUCUGUUUUAGUCUCCGCGCAUACUUCCGCCGGAAAAACCGCAAUUGCAGAAUACGCAAUUGCAAUGUCCUUUAGAGAUAAGCAGAGAGUAAUUUAUACCUCACCAUUGAAAGCUCUAAGUAAUCAGAAAUAUAGAGAAUUGAGUCAGGAAUUUACAGAUGUAGGGUUGAUGACUGGUGAUGUCACGCUUUCUCCGAAUGCCACGUGUCUUGUUAUGACUACGGAGAUUCUUCGGGGAAUGUUGUAUCGUGGUUCUGAAGUUUUGAAGGAAGUUGCUUGGGUCAUAUUUGAUGAAAUUCAUUAUAUGAAGGAUCGUGAAAGGGGUGUUGUAUGGGAAGAAAGCAUUAUAUUUUUACCACCUGCUAUUAAGAUGGUUUUUCUUUCGGCCACUAUGUCCAAUGCCACAGAGUUUGCGGAGUGGAUUUGUAAUAUACAUAAACAACCCUGUCACGUAGUUUACACUGAUUUUAGACCGACACCAUUGCAGCAUUAUGUUUUUCCUAUUGGUGGGAGUGGAUUGUAUUUGGUUGUUGAUGAGAAUGAACAGUUUAGAGAAGAUAAUUUUCUUAAGGUGGAGGAUACUUUUGUUAAGCAGAAACUUGGUGAAGGGAAGGGUGGUAAAACGAAUGGAAGAUUUGGAAAAGGUGGUUCUGCUUCUGGUGGGUCUGAUAUAUACAAGAUUGUUAAGAUGAUCAUGGAAAGGAAAUUCCAACCUGUUAUCAUCUUUAGCUUCAGUAGGAGAGAGUGUGAGCAGCAUGCAAUGUCUAUGUCUAAACUUGACUUCAAUUCCCAAGAGGAAAAGGAUACAGUGGAACACGUUUUUCAGAAUGCAAUGCUCUGCUUGAAUGAAGAAGACCGAAGCUUACCUGCUAUCGAGUUGAUGUUGCCACUUCUUCAGCGAGGAAUUGCUGUUCAUCAUUCUGGCCUUCUUCCUGUCAUCAAAGAAUUGGUUGAGCUUCUUUUUCAGGAAGGUCUUGUAAAGGCCCUCUUUGCUACUGAGACAUUUGCAAUGGGUUUAAAUAUGCCGGCAAAAACUGUCGUAUUCACUGCUGUUAAGAAGUGGGAUGGUGAUAGUCACCGUUAUAUUGGAUCUGGUGAAUACAUACAGAUGAGUGGAAGGGCUGGGCGUCGUGGCAAAGAUGAGCGUGGGAUCUGUAUCAUAAUGAUUGAUGAGCAGAUGGAAAUGAAUAACCUCAAAGACAUGGUUCUGGGUAAACCUGCUCCUUUAGUUAGUACAUUCAGGCUUAGCUACUACUCAAUUUUAAAUUUGAUGAGCCGAGCAGAAGGCCAGUUCACUGCGGAACAUGUGAUAAGAAAUUCAUUUCAUCAAUUUCAAUAUGAAAAGACCUUACCUGAUGUGGGAAAAAGGGUGUCUAUGCUGGAGCAGGAAGUAGCCUUGCUUGAUGCUGCAGGGGAGGCUGAAGUAUCGGAAUAUCAUAAGCUGAAAUUGGACUUAGCUCAGCUUGAGAAGAAGAUGAUGUCACAAAUAAUUAGACCUGAAAUGAUUCUUUAUUUUCUUGUCCCUGGUCGACUGAUUAAAGUAAGAGAAGGUGGGACAGAUUGGGGCUGGGGUGUUGUAGUCAAUGUUGUUAAGAAACCUGUUGGUGGUUAUAUAGUUGACACUUUACUUCAUUGUUCACCUGGUUCAAACGAAAACAGUAUACGACCAAAACCAUGUCCACCCCGCCCUGGAGAGAAAGGUGAAAUGCAUGUGGUCCCUGUUCAAUUACCAUUAAUCUCUGCCCUUAGUAAACUAAGGAUAUAUGUACCUCCUGAUCUCCGGCCCUUGGAAGCUCGGCAAAGCAUACUCCUUGCUGUUCAGGAGCUGGGCAAUCGUUUUCCUCAAGGUCUUCCAAAGCUUAACCCUGUAAAGGACAUGGAUGUUCGAGAUUCAGAGAUAGUUGAACUUGUCAAUCAAAUAGAGGAACUUGAGAAAAAGUUGUUUGAUCAUCCUAUGCAUAAGAUUCAAGAUGUGGAUCAAAUUAAGUGCUUUGAGAGGAAAGCUGAAGUGAAUCAUGAAAUUCAACAACUGAAGGCAAAAAUGCGGGACUCCCAGCUGCAAAAAUUUCGGGAAGAACUUAAAAAUCGCUCGCGAGUCUUAAAGAAGCUUGGUCAUAUUGAUUCUGAUAGUGUAGUUCAAUUGAAAGGAAGGGCAGCCUGCUUGAUUGACACAGGCGAUGAACUCCUUGUCACCGAAUUAAUGUUUAAUGGCACUUUUAAUGAUCUUGACCAUCAUCAAGUUGCUGCCCUUGCAAGUUGUUUUAUACCAAUAGAGAAAUCGUCUGAGCAGAUACAACUGAGAUCAGAGCUUGCGAGACCUCUACAACAGCUUCAAGACAGUGCAAGAAGGAUAGCAGAGAUAGAGCACGAAUGCAAAUUGGAGGUAAAUGUGAAUGAGUAUGUCGAAUCAACAGUAAGGCCAUUCUUGAUGGAUGUAAUAUACUCUUGGUCAAAGGGAUCAAGUUUUGCUGAUGUUACUCAAAUGACUGACAUCUUCGAGGGGAGUAUCAUUAGGGCAGCUAGAAGGCUUGAUGAGUUUUUGAAUCAGUUGCGUGCUGCUGCUGAUGCAGUUGGAGAAGCUGACUUGGAGAAGAAAUUUGCAGCAGCGAGUGAAAGCCUUCGACGGGGUAUUAUUUUUGCAAAUUCUCUGUAUCUGUGACUUGUUCUCCUGCAGACUAUUCGGAAUAUUCUUGGUUACUCUGGCUGGUGGGGCGGCUUCUACCUUCACAUCCCAUCUGAUGCGCUCAAUUCCUCUUCGGGUUCUCUUGUAAUGGUAUGUGCAAUGGAGAAAAUUGUUGUGGCAUAACAUCUACAAAUUGAAGCUUCUAGUUUUCACGGUGAAAACUGCAUUGGAACGUGAAAAAAGGUUGGCCAUCGCUGAUCCAAACCACCUCUAAAUAUUUUUGUACAAUUUAUAUUCUUGCAGUAUGGGAGUUGUUGUAUACUGUAGAAUCAUUAGGUCCGUUAAUUAAUUCAGACAGGUGGCAUAUUUCUCCUAUACGUCUACCUUCAGAACCCUUUGUCUGCAUUGGGGCUUGAGGAGUGGGGUAGCAAUGAAAUUACUGUAAAAGGUAGUCGUUAAUUUGCAGUUGAGUCGCUCUGCCUUGAACAUUUCCAAAGCAAAUUUUGUUCUGCUGUUAUUUAUUUUAGUUAUCAUUUGAAUGAUUGGUUUUGUUGAACUUAGAAUAGUGAUGCCAAUGGGAUUCAGAGGCAUGGUAAAAAUUAGCAUUAUGACUGAGUUAUGAGUAUAUGAUAUGAUAACAUGCA